Molecule: messenger RNA, 216 nt
Organism: Sphenostylis stenocarpa
Lineage: Eukaryota; Viridiplantae; Streptophyta; Magnoliopsida; Fabales; Fabaceae
Source: the annotation of a GenBank genome assembly
AUGGAAACCGUCGCUAGAAGAAGAGGUGGUGGAAUUUUCGAGAGUCUUUACAAGGUCGUUAUGCGUCGCAACUCGGUAUAUGUUACCUUUGUCAUCGCUGGUGCCUUCCUCGGAGAACGGGCUGUUGAUUAUGGAGUCCACAAGCUCUGGGAGGCUAAUAAUGUUGGGAAACGAUAUGAAGAUAUUCCUGUGCUAGGGCAAAGGCAGUCAGAAUAA